ACUGCGGCUGGAGUUCCUCUUCGAGUCGGCAUUAGGGAUUCUUCUUCAAUCGGGUCCUUGUCAGACCUUGUUCACUUAGUGGUCCUCGAUAACGGCUUCAAAAUCUACGGAAAGCCACUGGGCGUCCGUCUCGCAGCGCACCGGAUCAUUGCAGACGUCGAUGAAGCCGAUCGGAUCUAGUGAUUGAGCCCGCAAAGAAAAGGUUCCAGCCGGAGCGGACAAAAUGGCACUGUCGGAAGCACAGAAGCUGCUGGACGAACUCAUGGGCCGUCACCGAAAUGCCGACCCAAACGAUACACUCAACACCAUGGAGUGGGCGGAGAAAGACGUCUGCAGGCAUUUCCUGGUCCAGUUCUGUCCCCACGAGCUGUUCACAAACACGAAAGCCGACCUCGGUACGUGCUCGAAAAUCCACGAUGACCGGCUUCGACUCCAAUUCAAAGAGGAGGCUCCGGAGGAAUACAAAGAGCGGUACGAGCAUGCUUUCAUAGAUAUGUGUCGCGACUUGCUCAAAGACGUUGAUAGGAAAAUUCAGAGAGCGCGCCACCGGCUCGAAAUGACGGCGGAGCUCCGCGAGCAGGAGGCCAAAAAAGAAGUCAAGUCCCCGGACGGCGAACGGAUUCAAGUUCUCAACGACAAAAUCAACGAACUACUCAAGAAAAUCGAAGAGCUCGGCACUCAGGGCGAAGUCGAAGAAGCUCAAAGUCAUUGGAUGAAAGUGAACCUUGAUCAGGACAAAUCGAUGGAAGUUUGUGAAGUCUGUGGGGCAUUCCUGAUUAUCGGAGACGCCCAGUGCCGAGUUGACGACCACCUUAGCGGUAAACAACACGUUGGAUAUUCAAAAUUGAGGGAGAGCGUCGUGGAAUACGAAAACCGGAAGAAGGACACCGAUCGCAAGAAACGAGAACGACGGAGGACCCCGGAACGACGAGACAGAUCCAGAGACCGCGACAGAAGGGACCGUUCCCAUACGGGAGCUGAUCUUCUCCGAGGUCCGUCAUAA
Messenger RNA from Galendromus occidentalis (western predatory mite), 1003 nucleotides. RefSeq names its product luc7-like protein 3. Gene Ontology annotation, cellular component: U1 snRNP. NCBI's taxonomy places the organism in Eukaryota, Metazoa, Arthropoda, Arachnida, Mesostigmata, Phytoseiidae. Gene Ontology annotation, biological process: mRNA splice site recognition. The record is from RefSeq and is a predicted model, not a curated record. The coding region runs from base 224 to 1003 and encodes 259 amino acids. Gene Ontology annotation, molecular function: mRNA binding. The transcript is spliced from 3 exons.